UGUUUAAAACAAAAUGUCUCUCAAAAUCGUUCUAAACUUCUCGUUGUUGGUGGUGUUCUUCGUGCUUGUGUGUACGUAAUGGUGGCUGGGGUGGCAGCAAGCCCUGGUGGGUGACCACCUCCACGGGCUCAGGAAGCAGGUUGCCGACUGGCAGACCCGCUAGAACGGUGUUAGAAGCCUUGCUAGCGGAUUAGCAAAAGGUUUAGUCGGUUUCUCGCCAGUGCCAAGAUGUCCUCAUACGCUAUUCGAUGACCGCCUUGCUAUGCCAGUGUGGCAGUCGGUGCCACCUGUGUCGUAGUUUGUACGCCUCCAGCAGUCAAGCCGGCAGGUGGAGGGCUUGCGCUCGUUCCUGCUACAGGUGGGCGAGGAGCCACAAAACCACGAUAGCCAAUAUGGUCAUUGGUCCGAAUGUUUGCCUAUCACUUCCCUGCUGUUACUACUUCAGCAAUUAAUAUGGGUCGUAAAGAUUUUGUGGGGCCGGAAGAAAAAACACAUUUAAUAGCGUCAGAACGAUGACAAUCGGCAUAAAGUUGCUCAAAAUGAUGAGGAGCCUCUCAUGCUCCCUCACGAGGAAGCCAAAAAGAAUAUCGCAAGUGAAGACAAGUGGUAUGACGUAUCUGAAAAUGAUGAGGAGCCUCUCAUGCUCCCUCACGAGGAAGCCAAAAAGAAUGUCAUCGCAAGUGAGGAUAAGUAGUAUGAAGUAUCUCAAAAUGAUGAGGAGCCUCUCAUGCUCCCUCACGAGGAGACGGACGUAAACACUAAAACAAAAGAAGAAGAAGAAAGCAAAUCCGACUCCCCCAAAAAAGUUAUGAAGGAACCAAAAGACAAAAAGUCAAAAGCCUGCCCCAAGAAACGUCGCCGCCCACAAAAGAUACAAUGCCAAGAAGACGACCCCACCGAGUUGAUCACACUGACAGUUCAGUGCCCAUAAUAUUACCAAAUGAAACUCAUAAGCAUGUACGAAAAAAAGCACGACGUGUUUCUCAAAUUGGGCGGUGGCACCAACACUGUGGAAGUGUUCGGCGAAAAACAAAAGGCAGAAAAAUGUUAAAGUGAUAUAGAGGCAUUUAUGACGGAAAUAAAAAAUAAAAAAUUAGAUAAAAAACGUGCUUAGGCGCAGAAGGUAAAGGACAAGCGUGGCCAGGUACCCAACAAAAUGCCCAAAGACAUCACAGGACAGGGGCCCGACCGUUUUGAGACCACAGAUGGCCCUGCCAAGGCAUUGCCAGCAGCCACUGGUGGCCCUGCCAAGGCAUCGCAAGCAGAAAAAGGUGGCCCUUCCAAGGCAUCGAGAGCGGAAAAAGGUGGCCCUUCGAAGGCAUCGCAAGCAGAAAAAGGUGGCCCUGCCAAGGCAUCGAGAGCGGAAAAAGGUGACCCUGCCAAGGCAGCGCCAGCAGCCACUGGUGGCCCUGCCAAGACAUCGCAAGCAGAAAAAGGUGGCCCUGCCAAGGCAUCGAGAGCGGAAAAAGGUGGCCCUAACAAGGCAGCGCCAGCAGCCACUGGUGGCCCUGACAAGACAUCGCAAGUAGAAAAAGGUGGCCCUGCCAAGGCAUCGAGAGCGGAAAAAGGUGGCCCUUCCAAGGCAUCGCCAGCAGACACUGAUGGCCCUUCCAAGGCAUCGCCAGCAGACACUGAUGGCCCUGACAAGGCAUCGCCAGCAGACACUGAUGGCCCUGACAAGGCAUCGCCAGCAGACACUGAUGGCCCUGACAAGGCAUCGCCAGCAGACACUGAUGGCCCUGACAAGGCAUCGCCAGCAGACACUGAUGGCCCUGACAAGGCAUCGCCAACAGACACUGAUGGCCCUGACAAGGCAUCGCCAGCGGACACUGAUGGCCCUGACAAGGCAUCGCCAGCGGACACUGAUGGCCCUGACCAGGCAUCACCAGCGGACACUGAUGGCCCUGACCAGGCAUCACCAGCGGACACUGAUGGCCCUGACCAGGCAUCACCAGCGGACACUGAUGGCCCUGACCAGGCAUCGCCAGCAGACACUGAUGGCCCUGACAAGGCAUCGCCAGCAGACACUGAUGGCUCUGACAAGGCAUCGCCAGCAGACACUGAUGGCCCUGACAAGGCAUCGCCAACAGACACUGAUGGCCCUGACAAGGCAUCGCCAACAGACACUGAUGGCCCUGACAAGGCAUCGCCAACAGACACUGAUGGCCCUGACAAGGCAUCGCCAGCGGACACUGAUGGCCCUGACAAGGCAUCACCAGCGGACACUGAUGGCCCUGACAAGGCAUCGCCAGCAGACACUGAUGGCCCUGACAAGGCAUCGCCAGCGGACACUGAUGGCCCUGACAAGGCAUUGCCAGCGGACACUGAUGGCCCUGACAAGGCAUUGCCAGCGGACACUGAUGGCCCUGACAAGGCAUCGCCAACAGACACUGAUGGCCCUGACAAGGCAUCGCCAGCAGACACUGAUGGCCUUGACGAGGCAUCGUAGGCCUACCAAUACGGUCUUCCAGUAAGAAGAUAUGAGCUUCCACCAAAAAUCCCAAAGUUUAAACGCCCUCCACAGGCUAUAAGAUGCCCUAAGACAGCCCCGCCAUCUUCAGAUCCUCCCAAGGCUCCAGUUGAACAAAAAAUAUUUUAUGGGCAAAUCCCACCCUAAGUAUGGAUAGACAACGCGCCAGAGAAAAAGGUGCAGGAAGCUCCACGUAAACCAAAAGUUGUGGAAUAGGAAUAACCAGUAAAAAACAAAAAAGCAAUGGCAAAAAGUGAAAAAGCAAAGGCAAAAGCUGCCGAAAACAAAAGCAAGCAAAAUGAAAAAAACAAAAAUGACAGUAAAAAGCAAAAAAAAUGACCCCAAUGACCAUUUCACUCAUACCUCAAUUGGGGGUUUCAAAUUAAAAUGGUUAAAAAUUGCGCGGGCCCUCUUGGCUCGCAGGGGUUUUGGGCGGGCCCUCUUGGCUCGCAGGGGUUUUGGGCGGGCCCUCUUGG
Molecule: messenger RNA, 2946 nt
Organism: Procambarus clarkii (red swamp crayfish)
Lineage: Eukaryota; Metazoa; Arthropoda; Malacostraca; Decapoda; Cambaridae
Source: RefSeq, a predicted model, not a curated record